Pelobates fuscus (common spadefoot toad) is the source of this 1232-nucleotide messenger RNA. It is a transcript of the gene NPPC, whose product is annotated as natriuretic peptide C. Gene Ontology annotation, molecular function: hormone activity. Bases 123 to 479 code for a protein of 118 amino acids. The record is from RefSeq and is a predicted model, not a curated record. Gene Ontology annotation, cellular component: extracellular region. Gene Ontology annotation, biological process: receptor guanylyl cyclase signaling pathway; cGMP biosynthetic process. Lineage: Eukaryota; Metazoa; Chordata; Amphibia; Anura; Pelobatidae. The transcript is spliced from 3 exons.
CAGACAAGAAGGAGGAGGAGGGAUCCCAAGCCAACUCCAGCUCUUCUGCUCGUUGUAUUUUUGUAACAGUAACACUUGGGGGAUUUUUUUUCUGCUUGAAGUAACAAAGUCCUAGAAUCAGGAUGCAUUUCUCUCAUAUCCUUGCUUGGGGACUUGUGCUGGCUGCACUGUAUGUUAGGAUGGAGGCAAAACCCACUGGCCAGGCACACCAAAAGUCACUUCGUGCUCUGUUGGGUGAGGAACUGGCAGAGUAUUUAGCAUCAGGAGAAAGGGGAGAAAGGAACAUUGAUGCUAAAACCCGUGCCCGGCUUCUACGGGACCUGCGUGCUGACACCCGUUCUCGAGCAGCCUGGUCCAGACUACUCAAUGAAUAUCCCAACACCCGUAAAUUUAAAGGCAUUAAUAAGAAAGGUUUAUCCAAGGGAUGCUUUGGCCUCAAACUGGACCGGAUUGGAGCCAUGAGUGGCCUGGGGUGCUAGAAGUUGGAGCACCAUCUAGUGGCGGCUCCGAACAUCGACAACGGUUUCUGAUCACUGGUCGUUAUCCUGUCUCAGAGUAGAUGCCCAUCUGAGAAUCUUAUGUUUCCUGAAGCCAAAGAUUCCUCGGUGGGGGUGACAGGCUGGUACGAUGGGACAUAGGACCUGCUGUUACCACAUGUCUAUCUUCAUUCUGUUCCUAGCGCACAAGAGCCACACAUGUGCGUUUUGUGUCCACAUCUGUAACGAGGGCUGCCUAGAUGUUUACAUAUCAACGUUUGGAGGCGUGCAUCACCUUUUAGGUGGCCAAGCAGACUCUCAUGCGUUACCCUAUGUAGGGCGACUAGACUCUCUAUGUGCCAAACCAUUCCUAACUCAUGGCCUGUCAAUGUUUCAGCCACAUGGACAUCUUCACUAGGUCACAAGUCUUCACGUGCCACUUUAGUUACAAUUAAACCCUUAGAUUAGACCCAUCAGCUCUCAACACUAAAAAGCUAUAUUGACACAUUGAUUGGAGUGCAGUAGGCACACAAAGGUUUAGUUGCCAACGUGUCCAUCUUAGUGACCAGCCUCCAUCAGAAUUUGAUUAUCUAAACAUGAUCACUAUGGAAAGAAAGACUUGGGACGUCUUCCCAGUCCUAUCACAGAGGGAAGGUCAUAUUUAAACUUCUACUGGCUGCUCAACUAAUUUUAAUCCUGUAUGUUAGUUUAGUGUGGCCACAGCUACUUAAGUAAAUGAUUUGUCAAUGCUCCAAA